Loa loa (African eye worm) is the source of this 387-nucleotide messenger RNA. RefSeq lists its product as hypothetical. The transcript has a single exon. Lineage: Eukaryota; Metazoa; Nematoda; Chromadorea; Rhabditida; Onchocercidae. The record is from RefSeq and is a predicted model, not a curated record. The annotation marks the transcript as partial.
UCCAAGUGGAAUCAGACCCAGUCCAAUGGAACAUAAACAGCAGUCUUAAUCUACUCCAGUGUGCUUCUCUCCUUAUCAGUUGUUUUUUAUUUAUUUCCACACUCUUUCCUUUUGCAGAACAUAUUAACAGAGGCAAAUGUCUCAUACACAUACACAUACAUACAUACAUACAUACACACACACAGACACAGGUAUACGUGCACACGCAGACACGCACAGACACGAACACAGAUACAGGCAUACGUGCACACAUAAACACACAGACACACACACACAGAUACGCACUAAUUAGGAGUAUCAAUGUCAAUGUGCAGACAUAUUAACAGAUGUAUUAACGUAGACAUAAAUGGAAAAGGGGAUGAGUAUAAGGACAUGGUGUGGCACAUU